This is a messenger RNA of Acinonyx jubatus (cheetah), 1748 nucleotides long. It is a transcript of the gene DCLRE1B, whose product is annotated as DNA cross-link repair 1B. Lineage: Eukaryota; Metazoa; Chordata; Mammalia; Carnivora; Felidae. Bases 8 to 1633 code for a protein of 541 amino acids. The record is from RefSeq and is a predicted model, not a curated record. The transcript is spliced from 4 exons. Gene Ontology annotation, biological process: protection from non-homologous end joining at telomere; interstrand cross-link repair; double-strand break repair via nonhomologous end joining. Gene Ontology annotation, molecular function: 5'-3' DNA exonuclease activity; damaged DNA binding.
CGCCACCAUGAACGGGACCCUGAUCCCCCAUACGCCCAUCGCGGUGGACUUUUGGAGCCUGCGCCGGGCUGGUUCCGCACGGCUCUUCUUUUUGUCCCACAUGCACUCGGACCACACCGUGGGUUUGUCUAGCACCUGGGCCCGGCCCCUCUACUGCUCCCCAAUCACUGCUUACCUCGUGCAUCGUCACUUACAGGUAUCCAAGAAGUGGAUCCGAGCCCUGGAGGUUGGUGAGAGCCAUGUCCUGCCUCUAGAUGAAAUUGGGCGAGAGACCAUGACUGUAACCCUCCUGGAUGCCAAUCACUGCCCUGGCUCUGUCAUGUUUCUCUUUGAAGGAUACUUUGGAACCAUCCUCUACACAGGUGACUUUCGGUAUACACCAUCCAUGCUAAAGGAGCCAGCCCUGAAACUAGGGAAACAGAUCCAUACCUUAUACCUAGAUAACACCAACUGCAACCCAGCCUGGGUUCUUCCCUCCCGACAAGAAGCUGCCCGCCAGAUUAUUGAGCUCAUUCGAAAGCAUCCACAGCAUAACAUAAAGAUUGGACUCUAUAGCCUGGGAAAAGAGUCGCUGCUGGAGCAGCUGGCCCUAGAGUUUCAGACCUGGGUGGUAUUGAGUCCUCGGCGCCUGGAGUUGGUGCAGCUUCUGGGCCUGGCAGACGUGUUCACGGUGGAGGAGAAGGCCGGCCGCAUCCAUGCCGUGGACCACAUGGAGGUCUGCCGUUCUGCCAUGCUACAUUGGAACCAGACCCACCCUACCAUUGCCAUCCUUCCCACAAGCCGGAAAACCCACAGCUCCCACCCCGACAUCCACAUCAUCCCUUACUCAGACCACUCCUCCUACUCAGAGCUCCGGGCCUUUGUGGCAGCACUGAAGCCUUGCCAGGUGGUGCCCAUUGUUGGUCGGCAGCCCUGCAGGGACUACUUUCAGGACAGCCUGAGCCCCAGGCUCUCUGUGCCCCUGGUCCCGCACUCUGUGCAGCAGUAUAUGAAUUCCUCCUCAAGAAAACCAAGCUUGCUCUGCCUGUUGUUAGAAAGGAGACUAAAGAGGCCGAGAACCCAGGGUGUCGUGUUUGACUCCUUUCCGGAAACUGCUGAUCAAUCUCAAGGUGACAUGGACUCGCAGGAGGCCAAGAAUGACAACCUUUCUGGGCACCUCGAGAAGCAGGCUUCCCACCGUCCUUUGCAGAUCAAAAAACCGUUGCUUCCGGACCUCUGCAGCAAAGAGUGGGAUGGGGCAGUCCCUUUCUCAGAGUCCCAGAAGAUGGUGACUGUACUGACUGCCCCCUUGAAUGUGUCAGUGCACUUACGGUCUACAGAUGAGGAAUUUAUGUCUCUAGAAACUGGGGAGGAAAUUGGUGUGUGGCCCCACUCGGUCCCCAGGGGAAACCAUGAUGGCUUAGCAGCCACAGGGAACCAGAGCACUUGGACGGGCCAGGAUUGUCCCCUGACUCACAGCAGCGAGGCAGCCCCUCUCCUGGCUCCUGAGUUCAGGGGCCUGGCACUGAAAUACCUUCUGACUCCAGUGAACUUUUUCCAGGCCCAGUUCUCUUCCAGGGGCUUUGACCAGCAAGUGGAAAAAUACCAUAAACACUUGCUGAGGUACAGGGAGGAGAAUGACACCUUCGUUUGAUCCAACACCGUGGUUGUAAAGAUAGUGACCCAUGGCUGCUGGAGAGACUUUGUUUUGGGCCUUACUUUUCUAAAAAUAUUUUUUUUUACAUUUAUUCAUUUUUGAGAGAUAGAUG